AUUAUCUUCGUUCGGCGAAGCGAAAAUGCAUGUUUGAAUUGGAUCACCUAGCAACUAUUACUUCAAGCGAAGAGCUUUCAUUUGGAAGGAGCGUUUAUAGAUUGAGUUGUUGACUAUUAGAGUUCAUGUCAAUUAAUCUCGUAACUUCUAUGCUAAGUUCAGCGGAUUGAUCAUCGUGGCAAAAUGUGUUCCUUAUCUGAUUUGACGAAAGGGCUGAUCACUUAUAAUGGCAGGAACAUUGACGACUGUAGCAGAAGCGGAAACACUGAAGAAAGGCAAUCUGUUUGAAAAGGACGGAAGUACAAGCUCCUCGGAAGCAGCCUUGGUACGAGCUAAAUCGAAAGAGACUGCAUUUGACCAGCUUGGUUUAAGUUCCUGGCUUGUCGAUGCACUUGGAUCGCUUUCCAUUCGCAAACCAAGUGAAAUUCAAAAGGCUUGUAUACCAGCUAUCCUUUCUGGUAAGGAUGUAAUUGGUGGAGCCAAAACUGGAUCCGGAAAAACAGCCGCAUUUGCUUUACCUAUUCUUCAGAAGCUUUCUGAAGACCCUUACGGUAUAUUUGCGCUCGUUCUUACACCCACAAGAGAGCUUGCUUUCCAAAUAGCAGAACAAUUUCGAGUCUUGGGAAGAGGAGUGAAUAUCAAGGAGACUGUCGUUGUUGGUGGAUUGGAUAUGAUGCAGCAAGCUCUUGAUUUGUCUCGGCGACCACACGUCGUUAUUGCCACACCAGGACGCCUCCGAGACCACAUACAAAGUUCUUCUGGAGCAGUAGAUUUAAAGAAUAUCAAGUAUCUCGUGAUGGAUGAAGCUGAUCGAUUGCUUUCGGAUACCUUUACGGAAGAUCUCGAAGUGAUAUUCAACAAUAUACCAGAAAAGCGGCAAACACUCUUAUUCACAGCCACUAUGACCGACUCAAUCCUUGCAUUGAGCGAGGCGGAAGAAGACCCAAAGAAAAGGCCAUUUUUGUACCAGUGCGAUACUAGCAUUCAUACUGUUUCGACACUUGACCAAUACUAUGUAUUUGUGCCAUCUCAUGUUCGUGAGGUCUAUUUAGUUCAUGUUCUUCGAUCAAAGGAAUAUUCCGGAAAGUCGACCAUAAUAUUUUGCGGAAGAUGCAAAACAGCUGAAAUGAUCACAGUUAUGCUCAAGGAGCUGGGCAUCCGAUGCACUGCUCUACACUCCGACCUGACCCAACAACAGCGUUUGGAUUCUUUAGGUAGAUUCAGGGCACAAGUAAUUGAUGUUCUUAUUGCAACCGAUGUUGGAAGCCGUGGUCUUGAUAUCCCUACUGUCGAGCUUGUGCUCAACUUUGAUAUCCCUCGUGAUCCAACGGAUUACAUUCAUCGUGUUGGUCGUACUGCAAGAGCUGGUAGAGGUGGUCAAGCCCUGUCUAUUGUGUCAGAACAUGACAUACAGUUGAUUCAAAAUAUUGAAGCCAAGACAAACAAGCAAAUGGAGGAAUAUAAGGUUAACGAGAAUAAGAUUUUGGAGGAAUUGAACGAAGUGACUACUGCUAAACGCGUUGCCAGAAUGCAUCUCCAUGACACGAAUUUCGGUGAACGAAAACAGUUAAGAAAAAAUAAGAGAACUGCAGACGAGGAAGUCAAGGAUCCAUCAAAAGCGCAAUCAAGAGGAAAAAAGAAAGUAACACGAGUGUAAUUUGCACAGCUUACAUAGACAUACAUUGUACAUAAAAUGA
Messenger RNA from Umbelopsis ramanniana AG, 1697 nucleotides. RefSeq lists its product as uncharacterized. Gene Ontology annotation, molecular function: RNA helicase activity; nucleic acid binding; ATP binding. Lineage: Eukaryota; Fungi; Mucoromycota; Umbelopsidomycetes; Umbelopsidales; Umbelopsidaceae. Bases 227 to 1657 code for a protein of 476 amino acids. The transcript is spliced from 6 exons. The record is from RefSeq and is a predicted model, not a curated record.